AUGGCAUGAGCGUCGGGUGAGUGCGGCUUGAAACGCUUCAACGUCACAUACAACAGCGCAUUCCAGUCUCCUGGAUCCUGCUCGCGUCCUUAACCCGACCCGCUCGACCCAAUUACAAACCCAUUCAACAUGGCAUCCCUAUGCACACAAGUGCCGCGCUCACUGUUGAGGUCAUCGGCCGCCCCUCGGUUACGCUUGCCCUGCCGGAGAACUGCCCCUCGUCUGAGGUUCUUUAGCCCCACAUCAACUCCGAGUUUACUUCUACAUCAACGAAGAACUUUUGCAAUGGCAUCAAAAGGCAAUUUCGAGCUGCUUUGCUUGGAGAACCCGCUGCUGGAUAUUCAGGGAGUUGGAGACGAGAAGCUUCUGGAAAAGUACGGACUCAAGGCCAACGAUGCGAUUCUGGCCGAGGAGAAGCAUCUGGGGCUCUAUGACGACCUGAUCAAGAACUACAAGGCGGUGCUCAUUGCCGGUGGAGCGGCGCAGAACAGCGCCCGGGGAGCCCAGUACAUCCUCCCCGCAGACUCAACCGUCUACAUCGGCUGCAUUGGCCGCGACAAAUACGGCGAGCAUCUGGAAGAAAUUUGUGCGCAAGCGGGCGUAAAGACCGCAUACCGCUAUGACGAAGAGACUCCUACCGGCCGCUGCGGCGUCGUUAUCACCGGGCAUAACCGUUCGCUCUGCACGGAUCUUGCGGCGGCGAACAAGUAUCAGUUGGAUCAUUUGAAACAGCCCGAGGUCUGGAAGCUCGUGGAGAACGCGAAGUUCCUCUAUGUGGGCGGAUAUCACUUGACGGUUUGCGUCCCAGCUAUAUUGGCGCUCGCGGAGGAGGCGGCGGCGAAGGAUAAGCUCUUCAUCCUCAACCUUUCCGCACCCUUCAUCCCGCAAUUCUUCAAAGACCAGCUUGACCAAGUCCUGCCCUACGUCGACAUCCUGAUCGGCAACGAGACCGAAGCUGGCGCAUACGCCGAGUCGCACCGGCUUUUCUCUAAAGACGUCAAGGAGGUCGCCAAGUCCAUUGUGCAGCUACCGAAGAAGAAUUCGAAGAAGCCGCGUACGGUGGUCUUUACCCAGGGUACUGAUCCCACUGUUUCGGUUGUUGCAAAGGAUAGCGGGGAUUUCGAGAUCAAGGAAACCCCCGUGCAUGCUAUUGGACAGGAGUUGAUUAAUGACACGAACGGCGCUGGUGACGCCUUCGCGGGUGGCUUCCUUGCUGGUAUUGUGCGGGGCAAGCCCCUCGAGACUGCCAUCGAUAUGGGUCAGUGGCUCGCCAGGUUGAGCAUCCAGCAGCUGGGCCCUUCGUACCCCUUCCCCAAGCAGACCUACGGCUGAAUACCGGCCGGGAGAGCGUGAGAGCUCGUGCAUUUCAACAAUCUACGAGAGCAUGUAGGCCUAACGUGGCCCACUUGCAUCUACCCCUGAUGCCUAUGUCUAUGGCUCGGGUUGUAGCUGGAGGCAUCCGGAGGUGUUUUUGGCGUCAUAGAGGAGGGGAAAAUGACCGUUCAACAGAUAUAUUGGUCACAGCGAAAGUGAGCUUGAAGGCCCUUAGCGGGUAAUGAAUGGAAAUAAAUCUCUUCAUUCUGGACGCUCAUAACGCAUGACGUCGUAUUCUCUGCGGGAAUUGUUUGUCGUCUCGGCGUGAUCUUGAGC
Molecule: messenger RNA, 1650 nt
Organism: Trematosphaeria pertusa
Lineage: Eukaryota; Fungi; Ascomycota; Dothideomycetes; Pleosporales; Trematosphaeriaceae
Product: Ribokinase-like protein
Exons: 5
Coding region: 286-1332 (348 amino acids)
Biological process (GO): purine ribonucleoside salvage
Cellular component (GO): nucleus; cytosol
Molecular function (GO): adenosine kinase activity
Source: RefSeq, a predicted model, not a curated record